UAUUACAUUAUGGGGGAAAUUUGGUCCCCACAAUGUAAUACAAAAAUAACCUACACACACACCAUGCAGGUUUCCCUGACAACCUCACCAUCUCCUUGGACAAUAGCACACACCCACUCACAUAGUGUUGGUUUCCCUGACAACCUCACUAUUUCCUUCAACGAGACACACACACACACACACACACACACACACACACACACUACACACCAUGCAGGUUUCCCUGACAACCUCACUAUUUCCUUCAACAAUGACACACACACAGUGUAGGUUUAUCUGACGUCCUCACUGUGUCCUUGGAGAAGAACACACACACGGUGUGGAUGCAAGUGGUUUAUGACAUGAUUUCCUUUUUAUUUAUGCUGUGAAACUGCAUAGGGAUGCAUUUAAACAAGCCUAUACUGCAGGAUGUGACGUAGAUGCUGACGUAGCUAUGUGAUAUGAGUGGCUCCGCCCAGUUAGGUGGCUCCGCCCAGUUAGGUGGCUCCGCCCAGUUGGGUGUUACAUAUUAAUGAGGAAUCAGCUUUCCUGUUCUCUCCCUGGCUUUGUGACUGGGUGCUGCCAAGCCACACCCACAAGGACAAUUAGUUUUAUCAUCACUGACCAAGUACAGUGCUGGUGUGUGUGUGUGUGUGUGUGUGUGUGUGUGUGUGUGUGUAAGGAAGACCCAAGGAAGUAUUACCGCCUGGCUGCCUGUGUGUGACAGUGAGUCACCGUUUCAGGGGAGCAGUACCGUAAUUAGAAGGGACGGCCACUUGCUCUCCUCCCUCAGCAGGGGAGAAACAGAUGUGAAUUCAGGCACACAGCAGUCCACCACUCAGGGACAUGCAGGCUGAGGAGAGACUGGCCCUCCUGCAGCCAAACCUCCAGCAGGUCGCAUGUGUUUGAUCAAGCACGUGAACAUUAAAAGCUACUUGCUUUCAGGUUACCGGCUCAUAUCUCCAUGACGAUAGCAACAGUUCCUUUGCUAAAUCUCCUGAAAUUUGCCAUGGUUAUGAGUUUGUAAAGAUCAUAGUUCCCAACGGUCUAACAAAGUGCCCAUCAGUCAGGCUCCAGGUUCCUGUAGUUCAUUUUUAUAUAGUGCUUUUCCCAACAUGACUCCCGGAUGCCUCUAAUCUCGGUCUCGUUUGGCUGUCGGUGGAGGGGAAGUGUGGCUAGCGCCACCAUGCCAGGUGGCCUGGCACGCCUGUGUAAGCUGGGCCUGACUCACCUGUGCUGUGCCGGGCUGUGCUGUGCUGUGCCACGUGACAGGAGCAGGCCGCCGACAGUGAGAACGAUGCCAGCGACACCAUGGGCCGGGUGGACGAGGGCGUAGAGGAGUUCUUCACCAAGAAAAUCAUCCCCAGCAACCCCCUGAAAUACCAGAAGGAGGGGCCCUUGGUGAAAGCAUCAGCCACUGAACCUGCCUGCUCCACGCCCCCGACUGGGCCCACCAGGAACAUCAAGAAGAAGUUCGGGGACUUUUUUGCCUUCAAGAAGGUCCGAGGCGGCCGGGGCUCCAAGGGCGAGGGGGCCCAGGAGGGGAAGGUGAAGAAGACGUCCAUAGCAGAUCUGAUCCGGCCGCUGAGGGAGGCAGCACGCGCAGAGAAGGAGAGGGAAAGAGAGAGGGAGCGGGAAAAGGAGAAAGAGAGGGAGAGAGAGAAAGAGAAGGCCGAUGAGGAUAAUGCCAUCAAGGGAAGUGCAGCGCCCCCUGCAGCACCGGCGGUGGCAGUGACAGAGGUGGGAGACGAAGAGGCCCCCGGAGGCCCCUCACCCCCGCCGUCCCCCACCCCGGAGCUCACCCCCGUCUCGCCAACCGCUGCCACUGCUGGUAUAGCUACACUGAGCACAAGCCCCACCCCUGUACCCGCGGUGGGACGGGAGAAGAGCCGCACGCCAGACGGAGAGAGGAAGCUAAAGGGGAGCCGACGGUCCCUCAGGGAGGGGAAGUCACAGUCGCUCAUCUUGCUGACCGGCCUGGAGCCUGAGGACAGAACCAAGAAACCCUCGUCAGAAGGGACUCCCAGCUUCGAGCAGCGCGUCCACCUAAUGCUGCACCGCAUGGGUGUCACCAAAACGUCACCCCCUGACCCCAAGAAAGUGCAGCAAAACAAGGAGGGCGAGCUGAGGAAGGCUGACUCAGAGGGGACAAUCAUCGACAGCAAACCCGAGCCCCCACCCACCAAGCCGCGCACCAUGUCCACUUCCUCAGACACAAGACGGCCUGUGCGGGGUGGAAUGACUGCAUUGGAGUCACUCAGGGCUGUUGAGGCCGUCGAGAGGCCACCCCCCCCGGAACGCCCCAGUCCACUCACCCCCAAACCCAUCAUCAAGCCCCCACUGUUGACCCCAGAGUCCCCUGCAGCCCUCAGGACAUCCCCAUGGACCACCAGCCAGUCCAGUCCCGCCCGUGAGGGCCCCCCUGCCGAGCCUGGGGCUGCUCAGCUGCUGGAAUCAGUCAGUCCCCGCAGGGAGACUCCCAGUCCCUGGAGGGAGAUCCCUCCAGUUCCAUCGCCACGCAGGACGGUUGUCCCGGGAGACAGCCGCGACCGAUCGGAACGGGCGCAGUCAGUCACUGAAGAUACCCUCCCCAAACCACGUCCCCGGACCAAGCCCUCACCCCAGCGCCGCGCCAUCUCCGUCCAUGAGGAGUCGCUCCGUGAACAGGCCGCCUUUUUGGACCCUGAGGAGCUGAAGGCUGCGUUGCCACGGCUGCAGAGGUCGCCGGUGCGGAAGUGGGCCAAUCACGGGGAGCUGGCCCCCUGCAGCGAGGCUCUGCCCGAAGGAGAUGAGGCAGGCAAAAGAACCAGCGGGGAGAGCGAGCAGAGCAAGGAGACAGGGGGCGAGAUGGUGACACUGCAGCACAACGUGCAGGGAGGGCCGUCAGACCAAAGAACUGAUCCCCCACAGUUCCUCAAAGACAUGAACUGACCGUACGCAGAGUCUAUUUUCUACCGUGUCCCUUUGCAUUGCACGCCAGACAAAAAAAGCAACAAAACUAAGAAAAAAAAGAGGAAGAUCGUGUCUAUACUUGUUAAAUAUUAUUAAAAAUUCCAUUCAGAUGUCUUAUCGAGAAUUCUGUUUAUGCCGGUGGUUCUAUGGUUUGGUUGAUUGGGAGAUUGCUCCCUGUUCUUGUUGGGAUCUAUUUAAGAUUUAUUUAAUUAUCUGGUUAAUUGCCUCAAAAAUGUCCUGUUUCUGGAAAAAGAAAAAAAAAACUAAAAGCACAGCUCCCAAUGCACAUCUGUCCAGUGAAUGGUAUCAUGGGAAUGGUGCAAACCUUCUG
Molecule: messenger RNA, 3262 nt
Organism: Paramormyrops kingsleyae
Lineage: Eukaryota; Metazoa; Chordata; Actinopteri; Osteoglossiformes; Mormyridae
Gene: carmil2
Product: capping protein regulator and myosin 1 linker 2
Source: RefSeq, a predicted model, not a curated record